GUGCCGAGCGUAUGCGCGUGCCUGAGUCGGGGCGCUGCGAACUUUUAUAAAGCACAGCAAGGGGCGCAUUGCUGCGUGCGCGUACCCGCGAAGCAACGAGAAGAUGGCGGGCGCCGCCGGAUCUGGCGUGAAGGUUCCGCGGAAUUUCCGACUGCUUGAAGAGCUUGAGGAGGGUCAGAAGGGUGUUGGGGAUGGGACGGUGAGCUGGGGACUGGAGGAUGAUGAAGACAUGACCCUCACCCACUGGAGAGGCAUGAUCAUCGGACCUCCCAGGACAAUCUAUGAGAACAGGAUUUACAGCCUUAAGGUGGAGUGUGGGCCCAAAUACCCUGAGAUGCCUCCCUGUGUCAGAUUUGUUACGAAGAUCAAUUUGAAUGGCGUGCACAACUCAAAUGGGGUGGUGGACACUCGAGCAGUGUCGGCCCUGGCCAAGUGGCAGAACUCCUUCAGCAUCAGGGUGGUUCUGCACGAGUUACGACGGCUCAUGAUGUGUAAGGAAAACAUGAAACUCCCCCAGCCCCCUGAAGGACAGAGCUACAGCAACUGAUCCCAGACUUCUCCUCUACCUUCCCUUUACCGUUCUGUUCAUCCUUCCUUCAACCCAUCCACUGGCAAAUAGCAGCCCUUUUCCAGCCUUCUGUGAGGCUUCGACUGCCCUUCCUCCCUGAAGACACCCCACUGGACAGAGAGAGAGAGAGAGGGAUCUGAGGCUCUGCAGUAUAGACCACACCAUUAAAAUACUGUACAUGCUACUAAUCUUUUUUUUUUUUUUAAUUAUUAUUAUUAUUAUUUGUUAUGAAUACAAGUUGUACAAUAACAUAAAUCUUGUUGUUAUUGAGUGUAAA
Messenger RNA from Acipenser ruthenus (sterlet), 845 nucleotides. RefSeq names its product ubiquitin-conjugating enzyme E2 variant 1 (gene ube2v1). The record is from RefSeq and is a predicted model, not a curated record. NCBI's taxonomy places the organism in Eukaryota, Metazoa, Chordata, Actinopteri, Acipenseriformes, Acipenseridae. Gene Ontology annotation, biological process: DNA damage tolerance; protein K63-linked ubiquitination. The transcript is spliced from 4 exons. Gene Ontology annotation, cellular component: nucleus. Bases 104 to 547 code for a protein of 147 amino acids.